UUUGCACACGAAAAAUUCCGCUUGGCUCGAAUUCAAUUUAUGCGAGGUUAUCAGUCUAGUCAGGAUGUUCGGAAUAAGUGGGAAGGUUGCUCUGGUAACUGGAGGUGCAGCAGGUAUUGGUUUGGCUGCAGCAGAUGAAUUACUGAAAGAAGGAGCAAGGGGUGUUGCGAUUGCAGAUAUUUCGAAACAUGAUGGGGAGAAAACGAUUGACAUAUUGAGAAAAAAAUACGGACAUGAGAAGGUUAUUUUUGUGCGCACAGAUGUGACAAAGAAGAGUAGUUUGGAUGAUGCUUUCAAACAUACAUUGGCAGCUUUUAACAAUAUCGACAUCGUAGUCAACAAUGCAGGAAUAUUCAAUGACAAGAACUAUGAAUUGUGUAUUGAUGUUAACAUAACUGGAGCAGUCCACUGUUUGAGUUUAGCCAUCGAUAAAUACCUACCAACAUAUAAAUCUGGAUCAGAGGCAGUCAUCAUAAAUACAACAUCUGAAGCAGGAACGUUCGUAUAUCCUUUUAUGCCGGUGUAUUCAGCAACAAAAAGUGCAUUGCUCAGUUUGACAAUGUCUUUAGGAAAUAGAGUAUUCUUUAACAGGAAUAAAGUGAGAGUUGUGGGAAUUGCACCUGGUCUAACUCAGACCGCAUUGGUCAGUUCAAUCCAGAAAGACGCUUUUAAUGAUCUUUGCAGCGAGUAUCUUGGAAAGGAUUUCGGUAGUUAUGAGAAUCAGUCCGUGGAUUACGUCGCUAGGUGCAUAAUGGAAAUCAUCAAGACAAAACCUUCUGGUACUGUAUGGAUAGCUGCAGAAGAAAAGGAAUUGGUUGAAUUCAUUCCAGCCCUGCCAACUUAUGAAUAUGAAGAUGAUUAAAUCAAGAUAUGUACCUAUAAGAGCCUUAUUUUCAGACAAUGUCAUGAGAAUAAAUAAACUAUUGAAGUAUU
Coccinella septempunctata (seven-spotted ladybird) is the source of this 933-nucleotide messenger RNA. RefSeq names its product 15-hydroxyprostaglandin dehydrogenase [NAD(+)]-like. Gene Ontology annotation, cellular component: cytoplasm. NCBI's taxonomy places the organism in Eukaryota, Metazoa, Arthropoda, Insecta, Coleoptera, Coccinellidae. Gene Ontology annotation, molecular function: oxidoreductase activity, acting on the CH-OH group of donors, NAD or NADP as acceptor. The transcript has 6 exons. The record is from RefSeq and is a predicted model, not a curated record. The coding region runs from base 65 to 862 and encodes 265 amino acids.